AUGUUACUGACAAUUAAAUAUUAGGGGAGAGUGAAAUAAUUGAAUAUAGAUAGAAGAAUAAAUGUUUAGUCUUUAUAAAUAUUAUUAGGGCAAUUAUUUAGUACAAAUAAUCAAAUAAUUGGAUUAAUUGAUUUAGAUGGUAAAUCUUAAAUAAAUAAAGUGUAGGCAAUUAUUUUGAUUUAGUAUAAUUUGUUAAAUAAUUGAAUUACACAAGAUGCAAUAGUUAUACAUUAGUAAGUGAGGAUGGAUAAAAUAUGGAAGAUAACAAAUUAUAAUAAAUAAAUAUGAAACAUAGUUGGAUUUAAGAUUAUAAUAAUAAACUUCAAUUUAUAGAUUUUAUUUAUGAUUUAGAGGAAUUUUAAAAUAUAUUAGGAGAUGAUUAAUAUACAUGCAUAUAUUUGAUUGAUGAAAAAGAUGUAUCAGCAUUUGAUUUUCUAUGUUCUUUAGAGUAUACAAUAAAUAAUCUAAAUAAUUGGAUCAAUUUUUAUUAUUCAUUUAGUAAUAGAUCAUAAGAAUAAGUAAGAGAAUACGAUAAUCAGAAUAAGAUAUUAUGGGUGUAUAAAGGAUAAAAGAGAAUUGUGUCUAUCUUAUUGAAUAAUGAUAAAAAGAUAAAGUAAAUGGAAGAUAUAAUUGAAAAACUAGUUUAAACUAAGAUUUAUGGUUCAAGUAUUAAGAAUUCUAAUGUCAGAUAAUCAUCUUAAAUUUCAUCAUAAAAAUCUCAAGAUAAAAGAAGAAGUAAAUCAAUUAAAAAAUUGGUUGAAGAAUCAUAAAUUAAUAAUAAUUUUAAUUCUUAAAAUUCGAAACUCUUAGGUUCUAGAUAUGUUACUAAAGUUUAAGCAAAAGUUAUUUAAAGAAUACCAUCAAGAGGAAGUGAUAUUCCAGAAAAUUAAGUUUCUUAUAAUCUCUCAAAUCUAAAUGAAUCCACAAUAAAUUAACAAGAUCUAUUAUUUAAAAUUAUUGCUGAUUUAGAAGAUAACGAAUUGUUAGAUCUGACAACGAGUAGAUUACUUAAAAGAUUAAUUAUUGAAGAAAAUAAAGAAAUUAUUACACUUUUCUUAUAAUAUUAACAAAGAACACUUGAUAUCCAAGGAUUAUGUGAAAAACUGAAUAAAAUAAUUGAAAAAUCUACUAAUCAAUAAAGACCUACUUCACCUUUCUAAAAUUUAAAAUAAACUAAAUAAUAAUAAAUUAAUAAUAAUUUAUAAGCUUAAGAAUAAAUUAAUAAUAAUUUAUAAUCUUAAGAAUCAAAUGAAGAUAUUAAAAAAUUGAUUAUUGAAAAAAAUAAUUAUAAUUUCUCUUCUGAAUAAUUUGGUAUCAUAAAUCAUUUAUGGAAUCAAAAUGAUCCAUUAAUUAUUAGAUUAUGUUCUGAUAUUUAUCAUAAAGAACUUAGAAAAGAAUAAGCAUCUUUAAAACCUUUAUAAUUAUAUGCUGAUACUAAAUUUAAUGAAUUAUUAUAAUCAAACUUUAAUAAAUAAGAAAUAAAUAUUAUUUAAGAAUGUAAAAAUAAUAAAUCUGGGUCUAUUUAUGUCACUUUAUAACAUUUUAGAUAUGAAACAAAUAUCAAUUAUUUUAUUAAUGAUUUGAAAAAAGCAUUAUAAUAAAUUCAUAAUCAAAAUUAAAAUUUAACUGAACCAGAAAAAUAGAAUAAUUAAUAAUCAAAAGAAAUUAACCUAUUCAAAUUUUAAUCAUUAAAAGCUCCUUCUCCAUUAUGUGUAUUGAUGCCUAAUUUUUAAAAUUUAGCUAAUGAAGCUUUAUCACCUCCAUACUAAUAAUCUUAAAAACAUGAAGAAGAUAAUUAAAAAUAUUAAUAAUAUGGUAAAAUAUCAGAUGAAUUGUAAAGAGUUUAAUUGUUUUAAACAUUUCCAAUUUAAUAAACAAAUAUAACAUAAUAAAUUGAGAAAGAAUUAGAAAUCUAAUAAUAAAACAAUUAAUAAAAUUAACCUAAAUUAGAAUUAUAAUAAUAAAAGUUAUCAUCAAAUUUGGCUGCUAAAGAUAUUAUUUUUAAUGAAGAAAAUUUCAUUUCAAGAAAAAAAGAAUAAAGAAAUUAAUAUAAAUAAAAUAUUGAAAAAUUCUAUUCUCUUUAAACUGAAAAAGAUAUUACAUAAAAUUUUCACGAAAUGAUAACUCAAAUGGAUUUGGAUGAAUAAAAAUAAAAAUAAGCUGAACAAUUAUUUUAAAAUCAUAAUGAAUUACUUUAUGAAAUAAUUAAAGGAUUUCAAUAAUCUCGUAUAGUAAUUAAUACAAGAGCAAAGUUAAAGUAAUAGAAUUUUAAUUUUUAAUAGUAAAUUGCUCUCUGAAAAAUAAAAUGAUAUUCAAGACUAUAGAAAAACCAAGAUGUAUAAUUUAUUUAUGAAUUAAGUGAGAUAAUUUACAUUGUAAAAACAUUUAUAAGAAAAUGAAAAAAUUUACUUAUUGAAAAUGUUUAGAGAGAAUGAUUUAUAAGUUUUGGGAACAUUAGAAACCUAUUUGUAGAAUCAAGAUGCUCAAGAUAUGUUAGAAACUUUAUAAAUGAUUGUAAAACAAUAUGCUAAAUUUACAAAUGUAAUUACAUUAGUAAUUUUUAGAUUAAUUAAUUAGUUUCAGAUUAAUCUCCUUUAGAAUAGUAAUAAUUAAAUACCCCUGUUUUAUUAGGAGCUAAAGAAAUAUUAUCAAAAAUAAAGUAAUAUUUCUCAGCUGAAGAAAAAAAUAGAUUAGAAAGUAUUGCUAGUGGUUAAGGAGAAACUAAUAUUAUUGAACUCUAUUCUCAAUAUUAAUAAGAUUAAGAUUUGAAUGGAUUUAUAGCAUCAAUCAAAAAAUUAAGUUAAUAAGAUUCUUUCAAAAAAUUACAUUAAACAAUUACUUUUGAAGAUUUAUUAAAAAAAUUAAAAAAAGAUGGUUUAUUGAAAAUUGAUGACUAUAUGUUAGGUUUAAUAUGUAAGAAAAAAAAUGAAUAAAGAAUUAAAGGAGUUUUUGAAAUUUACUUGUAUUCAAAAAAUGUUGAGGAUUUUAUAGAAAGCAUUAAGAGUAUUUAAAAAUUAUUAUAAUAACGUAAAACAAACAAAUAUUAUUAGAACUCAUAUAAUAAACAUUAGAAUCAUUUGAAAGAGAUAAUCUCUUACCUGAAAAUAAAUUGUUAAAAUUAAAGGAAAUAGUUUAUGAUUAUCAAAAAGACUAUCCUAAAUUAGUAGGAGCAUUUUCUUUAUAUUUUGAAUAGUCAUAAUUAGAUCCUAAAGGAGCAAAAGAUGAGAUUUUAGAAACCUUAAAUAUUUUUGCUUAAUGA
Molecule: messenger RNA, 3259 nt
Organism: Paramecium sonneborni
Lineage: Eukaryota; Ciliophora; Oligohymenophorea; Peniculida; Parameciidae
Source: the annotation of a GenBank genome assembly